Messenger RNA from Castor canadensis (American beaver), 5531 nucleotides. RefSeq names its product muscleblind like splicing regulator 1 (gene Mbnl1). The record is from RefSeq and is a predicted model, not a curated record. Gene Ontology annotation, biological process: regulation of RNA splicing. Gene Ontology annotation, molecular function: RNA binding; metal ion binding. Lineage: Eukaryota; Metazoa; Chordata; Mammalia; Rodentia; Castoridae. Gene Ontology annotation, cellular component: nucleoplasm; cytoplasm.
UUUUGUAUGUGUGUGUGGGAGGGAGAAAGUGAGAGUGCCUGAAUGUAUGCAGCCGGGUGUCACAUGGCGAGGCCGUGACACUGUGGGACAUCCGUGAAGUGCUACUUAGUAAACCUUAACCUCUCUUUUUCUGCAGGUUGGUACUAAGAAGUGCCUUUCCUGACGGCUCUGCUGCUUGGACCGCUUCUAGAGCAGCCUCUGCUUCUGCCUUGCUUGCAGCCAGCUAGACUGUGACGACAGCACCUCCACCCUCCACCUCUAGCCCGAACCCAUUUCCACUUACAAUCAGCAGAAAAGCUCUGAGUAGCUGGCAUUGCCCUAGGCUGCUUUAGUUUUAAAAGAAAAGUUUGCUGAAAAAGUAAGAUAUCUUCUGCCAGGAAAUCAAGGAGGAAAAAAAAAUCAUUUUCUCGAUUUUGCUCUAAACUGCUGCAUCUGUCUAUGCCAAACUAAUCAAUACCGAUUGCACCACCAAACUCCAUUGCAAAUUCAGCUGUGAGGAGAUUCCCUUUCAGACAACUUUGCUGAAAGCAGCUUGGAAUUCGGUGUCAAAGGGUCUGCCACGUUUUCAUGCUUGCGUUUUGGGCUCCAAAUUGGCACUGGGAAGGGGUUACUGAGAGCACAAGGCUGAUUCCAGGCCCUACUUUUAAACAUUCAUCUACUUACAAUCCUAGUAUUUCUCUAAAAAACAAAACUUCUUUGAAUUAACAGUUUCAUGCUGUGAAUUUCUAGUGGAGAUCUUUUCCUUGAUAUUGACAACACAAUUUUCCAUGUACUUUUGAAGUAGAGAGUGGGGAAAAGUAUUUUGAAAGGGACAUUUUCAUCAUCAUUUUACAGUUUUAUCAGUUUUUUUUUUUUUUGGUUGCAUUUUUUUUUUUUGUGGGAGGUUGGGUUUGUUGGUUUUACUGGGAAAAAAAAAAUUAACUACCUGUAAAAUCUAAACAUGGCUGUUAGUGUGACACCAAUCCGGGACACAAAAUGGCUAACACUGGAAGUAUGUAGAGAGUUUCAGAGGGGGACUUGCUCACGGCCAGACACGGAAUGUAAAUUUGCACAUCCUUCGAAAAGCUGCCAAGUUGAAAAUGGACGAGUAAUCGCCUGCUUUGAUUCAUUGAAAGGUCGUUGCUCCAGGGAGAACUGCAAAUAUCUUCAUCCACCCCCGCACUUAAAAACGCAGUUGGAGAUCAAUGGGCGCAAUAACCUGAUCCAGCAGAAGAAUAUGGCCAUGCUGGCCCAGCAAAUGCAGCUGGCCAGCGCCAUGGUGCCCGGUGCCCCAUUGCAGCCCGUGCCAAUGUUUUCAGUUGCACCAAGCUUAGCCACCAAUGCAUCAGCAGCCUUUAAUCCCUAUCUGGGACCUGUCUCCCCAAGUCUGGUUCCAGCAGAGAUCUUGCCGACUGCACCCAUGUUGGUUACAGGAAAUCCUGGAGUUCCUGUGCCUGCAGCCGCUGCAGCUGCUGCACAGAAAUUAAUGCGGACAGACAGACUUGAGGUGUGUCGAGAGUACCAGCGUGGAAACUGCAACAGAGGUGAAAAUGAUUGUCGGUUUGCCCAUCCUGCUGACAGCACAAUGAUUGACACCAACGACAAUACAGUCACUGUCUGCAUGGAUUAUAUCAAAGGGAGAUGCUCUCGGGAAAAGUGCAAAUACUUUCAUCCUCCUGCACAUCUGCAAGCCAAGAUCAAGGCUGCCCAAUACCAGGUCAACCAGGCUGCAGCAGCCCAGGCUGCAGCCACUGCAGCUGCCAUGACUCAGUCGGCUGUCAAAUCACUGAAGCGACCCCUCGAGGCAACCUUUGACCUGGGAAUUCCACAAGCUGUACUUCCCCCGUUACCAAAGAGGCCUGCUCUUGAAAAAACCAACGGUGCCACCGCAGUCUUUAACACUGGUAUUUUCCAAUACCAACAGGCUCUAGCCAACAUGCAGUUACAGCAGCAUACGGCAUUUCUCCCGCCAGGCUCAAUAUUGUGCAUGACACCCGCUACAAGUGUUGUUCCCAUGGUGCACGGUGCUACGCCAGCCACUGUGUCCGCAGCAACAACAUCUGCCACAAGUGUUCCCUUCGCUGCAACAGCCACAGCCAACCAGAUACCCAUAAUAUCUGCCGAACAUCUGACUAGCCACAAGUAUGUUACCCAGAUGUAGAGUUGCCGUCACUACACAAUCAUUCUAAAGAGGAAAGGACAGUGUGCUUGGUUAGAGUAAAGGACGAGGUCAUUAGCCAUAUUGUAUAUACCGUCAAGCAACACACACAGAAACCCCUCAGCCACAAGACAUCCACAUAUUGCAUGUUAACCAGAAGAAAAGACAACAUGGAAAUCCACUGCACACUGUUGCCUACACACUUUGUACAUUUAAUUGAUAUUUGUGCUGAGAUGAUAUUCCUGUCUAAAAGAACAGCAUUGUCUUUCUUUUUCUAGCACAGUUAUGCAUUAAAAUAUGCAUACCUAAUUAGUUUCCUAUAUGUUCAUGCCAUCUUGAAAAGACAGACUAUGGUGUAACCAUGAUUCUAUUAUGUAUUGGUACGUCUGUAGACCAAGAUAUAAUUUUUUAAAAUAAGUUUAUUUGUUUCAAGGUUUACAAAUAACAAAGGUGCACCUUGUAUUUAAAAUUGCCAUUAUAGAUGAGAGCGUGCAUGCACAGUCAUUUUUGUUUUCAGAGUAAUAUUUUUAAUGUAAUAGAUUGUAAGAUGUGGUGAGGGAGGGAUCUGACAGAGAUGAAUGUGCCAAGCAAAACCACAACUGUGUCUAUUUAAAGCACAUCAUGGCUUUAAGUACCAUGUUGUAAGGAUUCUCGUGAAGUGCCAUAGACUGUACAUCAAAUUAGAGUAUUAUUUCUUCAGUGUUAUUGUUUUCAGAGCCACAUUUUAUUUUGUUGCUUAUUUGCUAGUACUAACCAAUCAAAGGGCACCAUUCUUUUUUUUUUUUGAAACCAAAGCUGUCUCAGAAAUGGCAAUUUAACUUUACAGUAAUAAUAGACAGCACAACACAAACUCUCAAUACAGAUAAACUCACACUACAGGAGAUAUAUAUAAUAGAUAUAUAAAAUUAUUUUAAUGCAUUGUAGUGUAAUAUUUAUGCAUACUAUACUGUAUAACAUGGUAUUCAAAAGGGAUGUGCCAUUUCUGAGACACAAUGACAAAAAAUGUUUGAGGAAAUUAUUUUGCUUCUAUUUAUAGCCUCUGUCAAAAGUCAAAAGACUAUAAAUUCUUUGCAAAAAUGGUUUCACGUUUGCUUAAAUGCUUCAUCACAGUCACGUUCAAAGUAGUGACUCUAAACAAAGAAGAAAGCAGCACUGUCACCAGAUGCAUGAUAAACCAAAAUAUGAAAAUGGGAAAUGUUUAAUUAACCUAGUAAUUGGGUGGGUUAAGUACAUGGGUGAAUUUUAUAUGUGAUUUUUUUUUGUUUUGUUCAGAUUAACUGCUUAUAGCCUUAGAAAGCCUUUUACAAAAUUAAAAAAUAGAUGUGCAUUCAGUUUUUAAGAAUGGAUUCAUCCAAAGGAAUUCCUUUUUUUGUGGUCUGGAUGUUGCAGCUAGUAAAGGAUAUUUUUGCUCUGUUCAGCAGUUCUAAAAAUUGCUGAAGUAGGGGCCAGGUCACUGGUAGUUAUAGUAUGGAAUGGGAGAAGUGAAAGUUCAGUUGUAGAACUUUCCAUACUUCCAAGUUUACUGCAAGUUUUUAUGCUUGAGAGAGAUGCUUUCUAAUAUAAGACUGAUGUGUUGAUUUUACUGAUUGUACUGUACAUCUAUUAAAGCCUUAGAUUACUACAUUACGGGUUGGAACCCAUACCAAUGUAAUUUCAGUCGUGUUAAGAGAGUAAUGGUGACUUCACAUGUUAUUGUAGUUAGUUACAUUAUAGAAUAUUACUUAUUUUUCUUGUUAAAAUGUAGUUUUUCAUUUCCUACAUUUACUAGAUUUUCAUUUUCUAUUAAUAAUUGAAUACCAUUUCAGUUUAUUGACUAUUGUUUUGUUAGAUUUUACCAAUGAAUUUUUCAAAAUACAAAAAAAUUAAGUAGAUUUUCCUUCAUAACAUACUCAGUUUUGAAUUAUAUGUAGUGUCAUAUGAAUAUUCGUAUUGUUAACUAAAUGAUUUAUAUUUUACUGAUUUAAUAUUACAGUGUAAGAAUGUCAGUCAUUGUUAGUUCUUGUCUAGUUUUCAUUAAAAGAACAAAGAUCUUUUAUAUGGAUAUCUUAUAAAUAUAUAAUCAUUGCUAAGUAAGAAGUUAAGUUGUUGCUAUCGCAACAAUCCUGGCAGACAAUUGAGUAAUAUUUUGAUGAUUUAUUUUGUUUGUAAUUAGUUAUUAUAAGAAGAUCUAGAUCCUAGAUAUUAGAAUAAAAUUUAUUUUCUACUGUAUCCAUUUCAAAUGUUAAAGUAUUGUUUAAUAUUUUUGAAAUCCCUGAAUAUCAGGCCUUGUUAUAAAUAAGCUGCAUAAUCAAUAAAUGGAACAAGGGACUUUUUGUUGAUAAUCCAAAUACUCAAAGUUUACGUAAUGAGAAUUAUAGCGUGUGUGCAAACUCUUGAGGGUUGAUUAUGCUGCAAUUUAGCAUGUUGGAAAGUCUAGAGAGAAGGUUGACUUUUUGCACUUCUGUAUAUAGUCAAAAGAGAGAAACCUGUAUAAUAGUAAGAUCUUAUUUUGAAUAAAAACGUCUAUAAUUACAAGGAGUUUUGUUAAGGCUAAUAAAAUGACAGACUGAGCAAAAUUGCUUGCAAAAGUGGCACAGAGUUAGCACUCCAUACCCCUUCAAACAUGUUGCUUUGCUUUUUGUGGACAGCUUGUAGUUUGCCAGGAUUUUUUUCAGCUGGAAAGAUAUACCAUCCUUCCGAGAUCUCAUGACUGACAAAAACUCCAUUGGGCCAAAUCUGCCUGAAGAUCAUUACCAAAAAUAGCAGGUACUUCGACCACUAAGGUGAAAUCAUGGAUCAGAUGUUCCUUACAUUUUUCAAAACUACUGCAUGUUUCAACAAAAAAAAGAGAAAGAACUAUACUAAGGACAUAUAUUAUUCAAAUCAGUUUCUUCCAAUUUCAGUGGUUUAUUGUUCACAAAAAAAAUCUUCAAACUAAAUAUUGACUUUCACAAAAUUUAAACCAUAAGCAGGCAAACCAAACAGCACACCGUACCUAUAGUUGUUAUGUGAUUGUUUUUUAAUUGCUGUAGGAUCCUGUUCUUUCAGCAGGUGAAAAAGUAAAACACAAGUUCAAAUAUCAUGGUUUUAAUUUUCAAAUCAGAAUCAUUCAAAGAAGCAAAAUGUGAUAAUGGGCACUUGUUUAAGAAUCAGUACAUCAGCCUUCACUCCGGCUGGUUAAUAAUACUGCACUUAUCGGCAGCCCUGCCACUUUCAUCUGCUGAAAGGACAUUCGUGCUUGGUUUUACUGUUAUGUAAUCACAUCUUAAUUUCUGCUUGUAGUUGCUUAUAAUUAUGUAUUUUGUCUUGGGCUGCAAUUUGUUUUAUGCUUAUUUUAUUAUUACUGCAGUAGUUGACUUUGCUGUAUGGAAAAAUAAAGUGAAAUUGCCCUAAUAAAACUUCUCUUUCUUAAGUA